AUGGGCAGCACUAAAUCCAGAGGAAGAAGAGCCGAGAAGAAAGCAAAGAAGUUGGAUAAUACAGAAGCUUUAGAGCACAAGAAUGAUACACAGUCUCAACCAGAGAAUGUGCCUAAUACCUUCUUUGGUCUUGUUGAUGCAAGUGAAAUCGAUUAUUUUAAACAAGCAGAAUCUACAUUGAACAUCAACGCCUUUGAAAGCGAUGAAGACCGAGAGGGGUUUAUCAACUCAGUGUUGGAGGAGGCACAGGGCAAGGAAUUGAAAUUGGUUACUAAUCAGAUAUGCUCAAAGUUGAUGGAAAGAUUGGUGCUAUUUGCAAACACACACCAAUUAAAAACAAUCUUUGAAAACUUUUCCAACCAUUUUGCUUCUCUAGCAUUUCACAAAUACGCCUCGCAUGUGUUGGAGACAUUGCUUGUGAGAGCGGCAGCAUUGAUUGAAAGAGAAAUUUUGCAAACUGAUGAUGUCAAGUACGAAGAGGAAGACGGGGUAGUCAUUGAAGAUCGUAAUGAUGCCAAAACUGUCGAGGAGUUGUUUAUUGCCAUGGUGAACGAGUUCAAGCCUUAUUUGUUGACAAUGAUUGACCACCAAUAUGCUUCACACGUGUUGAGACUUUUGAUUUUGAUUCUUGCCGGAAAAGAGUUGCCAUCUACAACGAUAUCAAAUUCAGUCUUGAGAUCCAAAAAGUCAAAGAUUGCCAGAAAGAUGAUUGAAAUCAAGGAUAAUGAAGACUUCAAUAGAUCUUUUCAAACUCCGCCUUCGUUUAAAGAUGAGCUUCGUGAUUAUAUUCAAGAAUUAGCAAAGGAUAUGGACACUAAAAAGGCGAGGGAGUUGAGCAUACAUAAAAUAGCUUCUCCAGUAAUGCAGCUUGUGAUCCAGUUGGAGGGACUCGUUGACCGUGAACGUACAAUGUGGCAUCUUAUCUUUGCCAAACAAAACGACGAUAGAGUUGCCGACGAGGAGGCAUUUGUUGAGUACUUGCUAUCUGAUCCAGUGGGAUCCCAUUUCUUUGAAGCCAUUAUCAAGAAUGAUGGGGCAAAGCCUCAAUAUAUUGAGAGAUUAUACAAACUUUAUACGAAAGAUAGAGUUUUAAAGCUAUCCAGGAGAUCUACGACUGGUGUUUACAUUAUACAGGCAUUAUUGUUCAAGUUGAAGCCGGUUGAGGUGGAGUUCAUAUUGGACCAGAUCAUUCCUGAGCUUUCCAACUUGAUUUCCAUAGCUGAUAACCAAAACUUGGAUUUAGCUCAAAGGGUAAUCGAUGCAUCGAUUGUGCGAGGCAACUACUUAGGAGAUGAGAUAAUAACCCAAUUGUUUAUUAAAUUUGCUCCCAAUUAUGACUAUUCAAACCCACAAACUGACACUUCUACCGAGUUUAUUGAAAACGUGCUACAAUUGACGGGAUCUACUUUAGGAAACACUAGAGGUGAUUGGCCCACUGCAGAAGAAAGAAAGAGAGCUUUAUUUUUGGAAAAAUUGAUGGAACUUGACAACAGAUUUGUCAUAUGUACCUGGUUGAACCUUAUUGCCUUGCCAGUUGAAAAGUUUGUCCAAAUGUGUUUCCAUGGUGUUUUUUCGCACGUCGUUGAGAACUCCUUGGUUGUUGACAAAGACGAAACAAAGCAGGUACAAAUUCUUCGGAAAAGGUAUCUCAACAUAUUCCAAAACCAAAUAGUCGCAUUGUCUUGCAACUCAUAUGGGUCCCACAUUGUUGAUAAAUUAUGGAACUUUACAGUUUUGUUGCCCAUGUAUAAAGAUCGGAUUGCGUCAGAGCUUAUGAAUGAUUCACAUAAAGCCAAGGAAAGUCAGUACGGUAAAUUAGUGUGGAAGAACUGGUCCAUGGAACUCUUUGCUAGAAAGAAGUAUGAUUGGAAGCAACUUGUCAAAGAGCAAGAACAUGAAUUCCAUGGCGGAGAAGAGAAUCAAACAAGGGCCAAGAAGCCAAUUGAGUUAAAAAUGGAACGAUUAGCUGAAGAAAAGAGAAUUCAAGCAGAAAAAGCAGAAAAAGCUCAAAGUGGGUAUAAUAAACGUAAACUAGACGAAUUGACCGGUGCGACAGAAAAGAAGCAGAAGCUAAGAGGAAGAAGACGUGAAUAA
Molecule: messenger RNA, 2094 nt
Organism: Lodderomyces margitis
Lineage: Eukaryota; Fungi; Ascomycota; Pichiomycetes; Serinales; Debaryomycetaceae
Product: RNA-binding RNA processing protein
Exons: 1
Coding region: 1-2094 (697 amino acids)
Biological process (GO): endonucleolytic cleavage in ITS1 to separate SSU-rRNA from 5.8S rRNA and LSU-rRNA from tricistronic rRNA transcript (SSU-rRNA, 5.8S rRNA, LSU-rRNA); endonucleolytic cleavage to generate mature 5'-end of SSU-rRNA from (SSU-rRNA, 5.8S rRNA, LSU-rRNA); endonucleolytic cleavage in 5'-ETS of tricistronic rRNA transcript (SSU-rRNA, 5.8S rRNA, LSU-rRNA)
Cellular component (GO): nucleolus; preribosome, small subunit precursor; 90S preribosome
Molecular function (GO): RNA binding
Source: RefSeq, a predicted model, not a curated record